Lasiodiplodia theobromae is the source of this 2301-nucleotide messenger RNA. Its product is annotated as Methionine synthase vitamin-B12 independent. NCBI's taxonomy places the organism in Eukaryota, Fungi, Ascomycota, Dothideomycetes, Botryosphaeriales, Botryosphaeriaceae. The transcript has 3 exons. The coding region runs from base 1 to 2301 and encodes 766 amino acids. The record is from RefSeq and is a predicted model, not a curated record. Gene Ontology annotation, molecular function: zinc ion binding; 5-methyltetrahydropteroyltriglutamate-homocysteine S-methyltransferase activity.
AUGGUCCAGUCGUCCGUCCUCGGUUUCCCCCGCAUGGGUGUGAACCGUGACCUGAAGAAGGCCAACGAGGCCUACUGGGCCGGCAAGAUCUCGCGCGACGAGGUCCUCGCCGAGGGCAAGAGGCUGCGUCUUGCCCACUGGAAGAUCCAGAAGGAUGCUGGCGUCGACAUCAUCCCCAGCAACGACUUCGCUUUCUACGACCACGUCCUCGACCACAUCCAGAUGUUCAACGCCAUCCCCGAGCGUUACUCCAAGCACGGUCUCGAGCCCAUUGACGAGUACUUCGCCAUGGGCCGUGGUCACCAGAAGGAUGGCAUCGACGUUCCUUCUCUGGAAAUGGUCAAGUGGUUCGACUCGAACUACCACUACGUCAAGCCCACCCUCCAGGACAACCAGACCUUCAAGCUGGCUGCCAACCCCAAGCCGGUCGCUGAGUUCCUCGAGGCCAAGGAGGCUGGCAUCGUCACCCGCCCCGUCCUCCUCGGCCCGGUCUCCUUCCUUGCCCUUGGCAAGGCCGACCGUGGCCAGAGCGUCAAGCCCAUCUCUCUCCUCGAGAAGCUGCUCCCCGUCUACGUCGAGCUGCUUGAGAAGCUGAAGGCCGCCGGCGCCGAGACCGUCCAGAUUGACGAGCCCGUCCUCGUCUUCGACCUCCCCGCCGAGGUCAAGGCUGCCUUCAAGCCUGCCUACGAGAAGCUCUCUGGCUCCAACAUCCCCAAGCUCGUCCUCGCCACCUACUUCGGUGACAUCGUCCACAACUUCGAUGUCUUCCCCGCCAUCUCUCACCUGUACGGUCUCCACAUCGACCUUGUCCGCAACCCUGAGCAGCUCGUCCCUGUCAUUGAGAAGCUCGGCUCCCAGCAGGUCCUGUCGGCUGGUGUUGUCGACGGCCGUAACAUCUGGAAGACCAACUUCAAGAGGGCCAUCGAGCUCGUUGAGACUGCCGUCCAGAAGCUCGGCAAGGAGCGUGUCAUCGUUGCCACCUCCAGCUCUCUCCUUCACACCCCCCACACUCUCGCCAGCGAGAAGAACCUCGAUGCCGAGGUCCGUGACUGGUUCUCGUUCGCCAGCGAGAAGACCGUUGAGGUCGCCAUCAUCGCCAAGGCCGUCACUGAGGGCCCCGCCUCGGUCCGUGAGCAGAUCGACGCCAACGCCAAGUCGAUGCAGUCUCGCGCCUCGUCUGCCCGCACCAACGACCCCAACGUCAAGAAGCGCCAGUCUGAGGUCACCCCCGAGCAGCACAACCGCAAGUCUGCGUUCCCUGAGCGCUACGCCCAGCAGAAGACCCACCUCAAGCUGCCUCUCUUCCCCACCACCACCAUCGGCUCCUUCCCCCAGACCAAGGAGAUCCGUGUCCAGCGCAACAAGUUCACCAAGGGCGAGAUCACCGCCCAGGAGUACGAGAAGUUCAUCGAGAAGGAGAUCGACGAUGUCAUUGCCAUCCAGGACGAGCUUGACCUGGACGUCUACGUCCACGGUGAGCCUGAGCGUAACGACAUGGUCCAGUACUUCGGUGAGCGCCUGAACGGCUACGUCUUCACCACCCACGCCUGGGUCCAGUCUUACGGCUCCCGCUGCGUCCGUCCCCCGAUCAUCGUCGGUGACAUCUCUCGCCCCGCUCCUAUGACCGUCAAGGAGUCCAAGUACGCUGCCCAGAAGUCCAGCAAGCCCAUGAAGGGCAUGCUUACUGGCCCCAUCACCUGCUUGCGCUGGUCUUUCCCCCGUGAUGACGUCCACCAGUCGGUCCAGGCUCAGCAGCUCGCUCUCGCUCUCCGUGACGAGGUUGUUGACCUUGAGGCCGCUGGCAUCUACGUCAUCCAGGUCGAUGAGCCCGCUCUCCGUGAGGGUCUCCCUCUCCGCUCUGGCAAGGAGCGUGAGGCCUACCUCAGCUGGGCCGUCGACUCGUUCAAGCUCUCGACUGCCGGUGUCCAGGACUCGACGCAGAUCCACUCUCACUUCUGCUACUCUGAGUUCCAGGACUUCUUCCACGCCAUCGCCGCUCUCGAUGCCGAUGUCCUCUCGAUCGAGAACAGCAAGAGCGAUGCCAAGCUCCUCCAGGUCUUCGUCGACAAGGCGUACCCCCGCCACAUCGGCCCUGGUGUCUACGACAUCCACUCGCCGCGUGUUCCCCCGGAGGAUGAGAUCAAGUACCGCAUCGAGGAGAUGCUUGCUUACCUCAAGCCCGAGCAGCUCUGGAUCAACCCUGACUGCGGUCUCAAGACCCGUCAGUGGAAGGAGACCAAGGAGGCGCUGACCAACAUGGUCAACGCUGCCAAGUUCUACCGCCAGAAGCACGCCAACUAA